AGAAAAGGAACUUUUGUGUUGAUCCCAAACCCAAUUCCCAAACUUGUGUCUUUCUCAGCACUAAAUUAAUACUAAGACAAAAUGUGAAAUCCUUUCCUCUCUACCCUUUCACUUUCCCUCUAAAAACUCAUUUUCAACAAAACGGUACACAACCCAAACCUUAACCACUACGAUCAACAGUCGGAAUGAGGCCGGGGAAAGAAGAGGACGAGUGGUGGAACGACGAGACGAUUAUUGAGCUAGGGUUGAAGCCGCCGGAUGAUCUCCGUUGCGAAAGGUCAGACGGCAAGAAAUGGAGGUGCAGCGGCUACAGGAUCCAAGGUAAACCCCUGUGCCAGAAGCAUUUUCUUAAACCACUUAUAGAACAUUUACGCCGUGAGAAAAGGGUUUCAGUGAUCAAGAGGGUGAGAAGGAGAGAAGAAGAGGAGCCGUCAUCCGUAGUGAAACCGCAGAAGAAACUGCGGGCAAGACGCAAUCUAAUAAGGGAUAGCGAUACGAGUGAUUCUGGUGAGAGUGAGACGCAUGAUUUAAGUGAAGAACCAGAGGAUGUAAAGCCUGUGAAGAAAUCUCCUUUACGUGAGACGAAAAUAGGGAGAAACGGAGAAGGUUACGAGGAGAAUGACGUACCAGAGGAUGUAAAGCCUGCGAAGAAAUCUCCUUUACGUGAGACGAAAAUAGGGAGAAAUGGAGAAGGUUACGAGGAGAAUGAGAGGAUGAUGAAAGAUAGUAGUGUGAAAGUUGAAAAUAAAGAUAGUUUAGAUGAUCAGAUAAAAAUAGGAGGUAAGGGUGAAAAGAAGGAAGAUCUGUUGUUUAAUGAGGGAUUUUCGGGAAGUAUAGAGGAAAAGAAUGUCAGCGCCAAUGAAUCAGAGGAGAAAGGUUGUUCCAAAUUGGUCAAAUCUGCUGAAAAGUGUGUCACAACUGAAUCUUCUUCGUUAGAAAAGGAUAGAAUGAAAGGGAUUUCACAAGAGGAAGAAGAACAUGGGGAUGUUGAGAGGGAUAGCAAUGAGAAUAAACCUGAAGGUGAGAAGGUUUGUGGAGUGGUUAAAAAAGGGAUUGGAUGUGAUUUAAGGAAAACGAAGUUAAAGGGGAGUAGAGAGGAUAUUCCAAGUGCCGAGGAGGAGAAAGAUGGUAACUUCUGUAAUUUAAAGAGGAAGCAUUCAGCUAAAUCACUGGAAUCUCUUGCAGAAGGUGAUAAAACUGCAUCUGUACUUAGGAGAAACAGUAGGAAAUUACCAGAGAAGAAAAGAGUGGAAGUUUCUUCUAAAAAGCAGGAUGAUGAUGACCAGGAUCACUGUGAAGAUCCAAAGGGCGUAAGAAGUAGUAAGGGUAAAAACAAGAAGAUCGACCCAAGAAGGAAGCAUUUUAGUACUGAUGACCCACUGGAUGAUUGCCAGAUGUGCCAUCAGUGCAUGAAAAGCGAUCGGAAGGUUGUUAGGUGCCUAAGGAGAUGUCGCAGACGCUAUUGUAGCCCUUGUAUUGAGAGAUGGUACCCACAUCUGUCAAAGGAAGAAAUUGCCGUGAAAUGCCCAUUUUGUCGUGGGAACUGCAAUUGCAAAGAUUGUUUACGCAAAAAUGUUAUCCUUAAGGAUCCAAAAUAUUCAGGAAUACCACUGGAAAAGAAAGAACAAAUUAAUUGCUUGAAGUAUCUUGCGAAUGCACUUCAUCCAUUUUUGAAAGCAUUUAUCCAUGACCAAACUAUUGAAAAGGAGAUUGAGGCAAAGAUUAAAGGAUUGUCACUGACACGGGUGUCGAUACCAAAAGCUACCUGUUAUGAGGAUGAGCGUGUUUACUGCAACAAUUGCAGCACCUCCAUUGUUGAUCUCCAUCGAAAUUGUUCGAUUUGUUCUUAUGAUCUAUGUCUGACCUGCUGUCAGGAAAUUCGAGAAGGUUAUUUUCUAGGAGAUGAAGAUGGAAGGCUGCCUGGAUGGAGAGCAACAGAAACUGGUGAUAUCCCUUGCCCACCAAAGGAAAGAGGUGGUUGUGGAAAUAACCACCUAGUACUUAAGUGUCUCUUUGGUGAAAAGCGAGUUCAACAGAUAAUGAUGGAAGUUGAAAACUUAGUCAAAGCAACUUCAUCUGCCAAUGAGACCUUCUCUAUUAAAGAACAGUGUUCCUGUAACUCUAAAAAUAGGAGGAAAGCAGCUUCGAGAUCAGAUUCUGAUGACAAUUAUUUGUUCUGCCCUGCUGCAAGCGACAUCCAGGAAGGGCACCUGGAACACUUCCAGACACAUUGGAGAAUGGGAGAACCUGUCAUUGUAAGCAAUGUUCUUGAAUUGGCAUCUGGAUUAAGCUGGGAACCUAUGGUCAUGUGGCGUGCAUUCCGUAAUAUAGCAAUCAAGGAGGGCUCAUCAGAUUUGAUGGUGACGGCAGUUGAUUGUCUUGAUUGGUGUGAGGUGGAUAUAAAUAUUCAUCAAUUUUUUAAGGGUUAUGUUGAAGGUCGAAGGCACCGACGAAGUUCCUGGCCCGAAAUGCUUAAGCUUAAGGACUGGCCCCCAUCUACAGAAUUCGAGAAGCGGUUGCCUCGCCAUGGAGCAGAAUUCAUUAGAGUCUUGCCAUACAAAGAAUACACACAUCUGCAUUCUGGUAUUCUUAAUGUUGCUUCCAAACUUCCAGAUGGUAUACUGAAGCCAGAUUUGGGUCCAAAAACAUAUAUAGCAUAUGGAUUUGCCGAAGAACUUGGACGUGGAGAUUCUGUGACAAAGCUUCAUUGUGAUAUGUCUGAUGCGGUGAAUAUUUUAACGCAUACCGCUGAUGUAACUAUUGAUAAGCAGCAGCUUUCAAAAAUUAAUAAGUUGAAGGAACAAUACGCUUCUCGUGAUCAAGAAGAACUCUAUAGUACCGAUAGAGAUGAUCAUCUAAUUCUUAAUAGUGAUUUUGCAUCUGCAAAACAAGAAAAAGGAAGUGAUUUUUUUUCCUCUGACCGGAAUGUGCAAUUGGAGGGCGGGUUAUCUUCUGAUCAGGUGGUUGAUCCUGGAAACAAGUUUGACGGUUCAGAGGAAGAAAAUGGUGGUGCAGAAUGGGAUAUCUUUAGGAGACAGGAUGUUCCCAAGCUCGAGGAAUAUCUUAAAAAGCACCACAAGGAAUUUAGGCACACGCGUGGUUCUCCGGUGGACCAGGUUGUUCACCCAAUUCAUGAUCAAGUUUUCUACUUAACUGUGUAUCACAAGAAGAAACUGAAGCAAGAGUUUGGCAUUGAACCAUGGACAUUUGUACAAAAACUUGGAGAAGCAGUUUUCAUACCUGCUGGGUGUCCUCAUCAAGUUAGAAAUCUGAAGUCUUGUAUAAAGGUUGCUCUAGAUUUUGUCUCACCUGAAAAUGUGGGCGAGUGCAUUCGCUUGACUGAGGAAUUUCGUAUUCUUCCCCCAAAGCACAGGGCUAAAGAGGACAAAUUGGAG
This is a messenger RNA of Nicotiana tabacum (common tobacco), 3395 nucleotides long. The record is from RefSeq and is a predicted model, not a curated record. Lineage: Eukaryota; Viridiplantae; Streptophyta; Magnoliopsida; Solanales; Solanaceae.